GGCUGCGGAGGGGCCGCCAUGGUGUGCGACAAGUGUGAGAAGAAGCUUGGAACAGUGAUCACUCCUGAUACGUGGAAAGAUGGUGCAAGAAACACUACAGAAAGCGGUGGUCGCAAAUUAAAUGAAAACAAGGCAUUGACCUCAAAGAAGGCAAGGUUUGAUCCUUAUGGAAAAAACAAGUUUGCAAUAUGUCGGAUUUGUAAGAGUUCUGUCCAUCAGCCAGGGUCCCACUAUUGUCAAGGAUGUGCCUAUAAAAAAGGCAUCUGCUCAAUGUGUGGCAAGAAGGUCUUGGAUACGAAGAACUACAAGCAAACAUCUGUCUAAUUGUACUGACUAGUCUUUUUAUGAACUUUAGCUUCUGUGUCUUUGUACAGUAACUUUCCUCUAAAAUAAUUUGUGAAUAUUACUUUCUGGAAGAAAAGUAAUGUACUUUUUCUGGAAGAUAGUACAUUUACUUGGAAUGAGAGGUAAAGAUAGCCUGCUUGCCUAAAAUGUACAUAAUAUUUGAUUAUUAUUGUUUUAGCACUAAUAUUAACUGGUAUUUAAAGGUAAUGGCUUUCAGCAAUUGAUACAGUUCAAAGGGAAGGAGAAGAUCUGAGUGGAUAGGUUGAAACCUCAGAACACAGAUCUUUGAGUUUAAUACUUUUUUUCCCUAUCACGAGUCUUCUGCUUAUCUCAUGGUAGUGUUUUGUACAUGUAUAAAAUAUGAACUUGCAUCACCUCAUUAAAGUAUCUUCAUUUAAUUGUAUGCCUAUAAGUAUUUGUAAUUAUUCUUCAUCCCAAACUAUUAUGACCUUGCUCUUCAGAUUUUAAUGCAAUUGUCCUGUUGUAUUUUGUUUCUGACUACAGUAUGGUUGGUUAAAUCACAAAUGGUUAAGCUAGUGAAAUCUGGUGUGUUGUCCUGCCACUUCUUUCUUUGGCAUUGUUGUGGUUUAGCCCCAGCCAGCAACCAAGCCCCAUGGAGCUGCUGCCUCACUCCCCCACAGUCAGGGCUGGGGAGAGAAUUGGAAGGGUAAAAGCUUGAAAACUUGUGGGAUAAAGAUAGUUUAAUAGGAAAAACAAAACAAAGAAUUAAUUCACUAUUUCCCAUGGGCAGGCAGGUGUUCAGCCAUCUUCAGGAGAGCAGGGCCCCGUCACCUGUUAUGAUUUCUUGGGAAGACAAACCCAUCACUCAGAAUGUACUCCCUUCCUUCUCCCACUUUAUACACUGAGCAUGGUGUCAUAUGGACUGGACUAUCCCUUUGGUCAGUUGGGGUCACCUGUCCUGGCUGUGUCUCCUCCCAGCCUCCCAGAUAGCCCCAACUUCCUUGCCAGUGUGGCAGUACAAAAGGCAGAAGAGGCCUUGGCUCUGUGUAAGCCCUGCUCAGCAAUAACAAACAUAUCUCUGUAUUAUCAACUCUGUGUUCAGCACAAAUCCAGAACACAGCACCAAUAAGCCACUAACGCUGAAGAAAACUUAUCUCCACCCCAUCCAAAACCAUCACAGGCAUUAGGACUGAUCAGCUAUUCCCAUGUUAGCCUCCAAGGAGACUUUACCUAUGGUAUCAGGUAGCCCAAGGCAAUAAAAUAAUGAGCAUCAAUUUCUAAAUAUCUCAGUCUCAUAAUUUUCUAGGUUCUGUCUUUUAAAUACGUGGUUUAAAUUCUAUGAUGUAAUUACUUAUAUACAUGUCAAAUUUAAAAGAUCAAAGCAGGCUGCCUGCUUUUCAGCUCUGGUUUGAUACAAGAAGUUAGUCUCUGAACAUGAGAGGCUGACUGUGGCUCUGCAAUUCUUUUGACCUGUGUUUAGUUUCUACAUAUUAAAGCAAUUUCUGUUAUGGAGCAUAAUAAUUACUCCCUCUGCAUGUAUUUUAAGAAUCAUUCAUUCUUAGUUCUUAAUAAAUGGUUUAAUUUUUAAUUCAUUCUUAA
This is a messenger RNA of Sturnus vulgaris (Common starling), 1905 nucleotides long. RefSeq names its product CXXC repeat containing interactor of PDZ3 domain (gene CRIPT). Gene Ontology annotation, cellular component: dendrite. The record is from RefSeq and is a predicted model, not a curated record. Gene Ontology annotation, biological process: cytoplasmic microtubule organization. NCBI's taxonomy places the organism in Eukaryota, Metazoa, Chordata, Aves, Passeriformes, Sturnidae. Gene Ontology annotation, molecular function: PDZ domain binding; microtubule binding.